GUAUCUAUAAUUAGAAUAUAGUAAUAAUGUACACAUGUUUUAGUUACAAAGUUACAAAAAUUUGUAAUUACUAAGAAUUCUACAAUUAAUAACAAAGGAUUUGAUAUAUUAAUUCAAUAUUACAAUAAAAAUGAAUGCUUUGCGUUCACUGACAAAAGCAUUUGUUCUAAAUAGAGGAUGUAAAACUGUUCAAUUAGAAACUAGAAGAUUUAUAAAACGAUGGGUUGCUCCAACACAAAUGGUAAUUACAAAAAGAAAAAAGAAGAUUGGGACACAGAUAGAACCUAUUCGUAGUAAUUUUCUAGAAUGGAAUAGAAAUGCAGAACUUUAUGCAUUUAAUGAAAGACUUAGCGAAAAAUUUGAUCCAGAAUUAUUAGAACAAGCAUUGAUUCAUAAAUCUUACGUUAUUAAAGAAGAAGAAAUGCAGAAGCAACAAGGAAUAUCAGAUCCUAAACUUGAUCUAAGGGAUAAUAGAGAUCUUAUACAAGAUGGAAGAAAUUUUGUUUCUAAAGUUGUACACAAAUAUUUACUUGAAAGUUUGCCUAAUUUACCAGAAAACGGUAUUAUGACUAUUCACAAUUAUCUCUUAAGCGAAGAAUUAUUGGCUAAUUCAUCUUUACACCUUGGAACAACAGAUUUAAUAUUAACUGAAGAACAUCCUGUUUCGAGCAAAACAUUAGCUGAUACAUUUCUUGCCCUUGUAGCAGCUCUUGUUCAAAGUGUUAAUGCUAAUCAUGCUGCUAUAUUCGUUCGUGAUUUUUUAAUAACAAUAUUAGCAGAAAAAGAGCUGCCUAAUAUAUGGUGUCCAAGCAAUCCUCUACAAGAAUUAAAUGAUAUUCUUUUGAAAGAAGGCAGAGGACCUGCAGAACCAAGAAUCAUUGGAGAAACUGGAAUAAAUACUCUUUUGUCGUCGUACCGUAUUGCGGUUUAUUCGGAUAAACAAUGUUUAGGUAUUGGAUGUGGUGCAAAUAUUCAGGAGGCAAAGGAAGUGGCUGUAAUUAAUGCUUUAUGCAAAAUAUAUGGAUUGUUAGAUUCUAGUCGUCCUAUAAAAUUUGACAAAGUUAUUGAGAUGGAUUAGCAAUAGAUGGUAUGAUACAAAUUUUUAAAGUAAUAUAAAAUAAGUAAAAAAUAUAUAAAUAAAUAAAUAAAUAAUAAAUAAUAAAAAAGGAUAUAUAUAUAUAUAUUUUUAAGUACAUGUAACUAUUUACACUAAAUUAUAUUACAACUUUCUAAGUUAUUAUUUCCCGAAACUGAUUGGUCCGUUCUUGAUUGGUUAGAGCCAAUAAGAAUUGAGGAUUUAAUCGCGACGCCAUCUGUCAUAAAAAUCAACAAUCACUACUUUUAAAAGGAUCACAGUAAAUCUAAGUUACGUGUAAACCAUGAUAUAUUACAAGAAGAGAAAUGUGCAAUUAACUCAUUGUUCUUCUGCUGACUAAUGAACGUUGCUCGCUCAGUUGAAAAACUUUGACGAAGUUUUUUUUUAUCGAUAAUGACGAGAUCAAGAUAGAAAAAAAAUUUAAGUCGUUGUUUGCAACAUUGACGAUUACAUCAAAAGUUGAAAUAAGAGAGAAAGAGAGUAUCGAAAUAUAUACGGAAUUAUCAUAAGAGUAAACAAAAAAGAUGUAUAAUUUUAUGAAAUAAUUUAUUAAAUUCAAUCUGAAAAGAAACGUAAAAAUUGGUGCGUAAAAUAAAAUCAUUUUAAAUAUAUAUUUAAAGAAAAAAAAAAAAAAAAAAAAAAAAAAAAAAAAAAAAAAAAAAAAAAAAAAAUACAAUUUAAUCAUGAAAAUCGACGAGAGCAAUAGCGUGACGUAGCGUGAAUAAUGGCUAACAUAUAUAUACACAUACGUAUAUACAUAACAAACAUACUCUUGUGUUAUUACUGGGAUGGGCGCAUGUACAUACAUAUAUGACAUACGCAUACAUAAAUACACAAUUCUUACAUGUGCAUAUAUAUUUAUAUACAUAUACAUAUAUAUUUAUAUACAUAUAUAUAUACAUAUAUAUAUAUAUAUAUAUAUAUAUAUUCAAGAUUUACCAAUGAUAUAAAACGUGAUUCUUUCUUUUUCACGCGUUGAAAUCAACUGAAGAAUUGCAAGAAAACAAAAUGGCGACGGUUACUUACACAAAAUGAUUUUCAAUCAAAAAUGUUCAUUCA
This is a messenger RNA of Vespa velutina, 2155 nucleotides long. RefSeq names its product 39S ribosomal protein L44, mitochondrial (gene mRpL44). The record is from RefSeq and is a predicted model, not a curated record. Gene Ontology annotation, biological process: RNA processing. The transcript has 5 exons. Lineage: Eukaryota; Metazoa; Arthropoda; Insecta; Hymenoptera; Vespidae. The coding region runs from base 131 to 1078 and encodes 315 amino acids. Gene Ontology annotation, molecular function: double-stranded RNA binding; ribonuclease III activity.